GAGAUAUUAGCAAAGUUAGGCUUGAUUGGACUUCGUUUUGGAAAGGAGAAAAAUAAUAAUAAAAAUUUACCGGCUACUCAGGCUAAAAAUAAUGAUAAAAAAACUGCUGAGAAAAUUUCAAUAAACAAUAAAAAAGAUGGAAUAAUAAGAGAAGAAAGAAAAA
Ambispora leptoticha is the source of this 163-nucleotide messenger RNA. The record is from the annotation of a GenBank genome assembly. NCBI's taxonomy places the organism in Eukaryota, Fungi, Glomeromycota, Glomeromycetes, Archaeosporales, Ambisporaceae.